AGUGGCUAGCGCUGAGCUCAGAGCAGAGCCAGCCUCUACUGGUUGUGCUGCUCUCCCCUGCGUAAACCAGCCGAGCAGCAGAAAGAGCAAACAGUCAGUCACCGUGUGGCUUAUGGGACGAGGAUCUCCUGAAGGGGACCUACUGUUCCUGCGGCCGACGAGGAUAUUAUCCCGGAUAUUUGUAGCAGAGACCCUGCAGCCUUCCCCUCGCCGGCCAAGCCUCUGAGUCUCUCCACGACACAGUCCGCUGUCUUCUUCCUGAACAAGCUGAAGCAUAACUCUCUGCAAAGACGCAAGGAAAAGCUGGCAUCUUUGAAGAAAGAAAGAGAGACCACAAUGGAAGAGGAGGACAGUACGGUGGUGCUGCCGGUGUCCCCUGAGCGCACUCCUUCACCUAUCCCUGCUCCUGAGCCUGAGCUUGAGCCUGAGCCUGAUGCUUGUGUGUCGUUGACAAACAGUGAUGAGUGUUACUUCUGUGGACAGAGGGUCUACGUGCUGGAGAGGGUCAGCGCUGAGGGAAAGUUCUUCCAUCGAAGCUGCUUCACCUGCCAUCGCUGCAGCAUCACACUCAGACUGGGAGGAUACACCUUUGAUCAGACUACAGGGAGGUUUUACUGUGAGCUGCACUCUGAAGAACUGGAGCUGCAAAACGGGGCAGAAACAUCUUGUGUUCCAGCCAAGCGCAAUGAGCUGUACUAUGAAUGCUGUAAGGAGCCCUACCCUGAUGUGACAUUCACAGUCACUAUGCGCCGCAGGACGUUAUAUUAUGGACUUAACUUGCUCAUCCCAUGUGUGCUGCUCUCUGGCUUGGCCAUGCUGGUCUUCCUGCUACCUGCAGACUCUGGAGAAAAGAUUUCUCUGGGCAUCACUGUGCUCCUUUCGCUAACUGUCUUCAUGCUUCUGGUAGCAGAGAUCAUGCCUGCAACGUCCGACUCUGUUCCUCUCAUCGCCCAGUACUUUGCCAGCACCAUGAUGAUAGUGGGGAUGUCUGUGGUGGUGACAGUUAUAGUCCUGCAGUUCCACCAUCAUGAUCCUCGAGGAGCCAAGAUGCCCAAGUGGGUUCGGGUGGUUCUGCUGAACUGGUGUGCCUGGUUUCUGCGUAUGAAACAACCCGGCGAUGAGCGUAAGCGGGCAGGUUACAAGCAAAGUCCCAACUCCCAGCACCACUCCAGCACCAGCUCCAUAGAGAUGGGCACUUUACCAAACCUAAAUAUGCCCCUCUCACAGACAUCUUGCCCACCUUGUCCCACCGGCACCUCCAACGGUUCAAUGAGCCUCUACUUUGGCAAUUACCACUCCGUAGAGAGCCCACAAUGCCCGCCUUCCAGCGACUCUGGGGUAGCACUAGGGGGCCGUGCCCAUGGCUCCCCUGGUGAUGAGGCUGAGUCAUCUGGGGGAGUUGGCAGUGGUGUUGGAGGCCUGGGGAUGGGAGUUGGACCUGGGAUGGGAGUCAGCAUGCCCCCUCCAGAGAUCCAGCGCAUCUUAGAUGAGGUGUCGUACAUAGCCCAGCGCUUUCGGGAACAGGACAAGGCCGAGGUCAUCUGUGGCGAGUGGAAGUUUGCAGCGGCGGUGGUGGACCGGCUGUGUCUGGUGGCUUUUUCUCUCUUCUCCAUCAUUUGCACCUUCACCAUCCUCAUGGCAGCACCCAAUUUCAUAGAGGCAGUUUCCAAGGACUUCACAUAGCUGGUUGAAGCAGCAGUGGAGAGUGGGAAGACAGCAAAGAUUAGGGUUGAAGAAAAUAUUAAGAAAGAAAGGGGAAGGAUACAAUGAAGGGUGCAGUUUGUGGUCCCAUACCUACAGUCAGGGUUCCCCAUUGGAAAGGAGCUGGGGCCAGGCAGUGUUUUAUGAUAAAAAAAUAUGUACGGAAGAAGCUCAAGAAAGUAAAAUUGACAAAAUCAGGAAACAAAAUAGUCAUGAUUGAUCAAUAAAUAAUCACAGAGAGGAACCAUAAUGUUUUACUCGCACUUCUAAAUGAAGAAGAUAAGCAUAAUGCAUUGUCCCACACAGGUUGUUCAUAUGUAUAGAAUGAAAUAGGUGUUGCAUGCAGACUCAACAACAAACCUGGAGUGACUUGAGCUAAAAGGUUGGUAAUCACCGGGGCGGUAGGGGAGGACACUGUAUAUAUUUUUAUUUUUGACAUUUCAAUGAGUGGAAGAUAAUGUUGCAAUAAUGUUGUACCCUGAAAACACUGUUAAUACCAUUAUUUUAUCUGCACUUAUUUUAAACAACUUCUUGAUUGACUGUACAGUGACUCAUUCAGCACCCCAGUCCUCCUCACUGCCUCUUAUCUUGUUUAUUUGUAUCUUUGUCCUGUAUGUACAAGAUCAUACACCAACUGUUCACCUUCAAAAGAGAAUCAGACUUUUUCUUAUGAAGUAUCAUCCCUGUAAUAAUAUUAGGUUAGAUAUUAAAACGAGAUGUUUCACUUUGAAUUGUAUUGUUAUUGCGUUCACUUUGACAACAGAAAUCAACCUUAUUGCUUUUACACAAGUGUAAAGGCAUUUUCUUUAUACGUCAGAGUAGAACUGCAUAUUAAGGAUAACUUUGUCUUGCCUGUUUAAUUUAAGACAAUAUAAUAUGUAACAUGAGAACAGUUUGGAACAGUGAUAUGAUACAAUAUUCAAUACAUUGUAUAAAAAAAGCACUGUGUGGACUGGUAUGUAGCCUACUGGUGUUGACCAGUAAGACAACAGUAAAUCUUUUAGCAAAAUGGUCUUUAACUACACAGACUUCAAUCAUUUAACAAUAUAAAAGUGGUCAAGUAAAGUAGUAUUACUGCUGAAAAAAUACCCAUAUUCAUGUAUGUUGUUGGACUUCACUGUACAAAGUGUCAAUGAAGAUAAAGAGCAAUGUGACUUUUGAACCACUGACACCAGAGACAAUGGCUCUAUAGGAAGAGAAAACUUCAGAACCACAUCCACCACCUUAUCACUGGAGAAUAUACUGUAGAUUUGUAAAAGGCCCUAUAGUGUUUGUUCGUGUUUUGUAGAGGGAGCCGAGUGACUAAUUCACACAAAGUUGUUAACGUGUUUGGUACCACCUCUUUGUUAUAGGAACAUUCAUUGGUGUCUUUAUCUCUUUUACUGUCAUUACAAGUGUGAGUUUCUUUGCUCUCUAUAAUAAUAAAAGUAUAUUUAUUCUCUGUA
Notothenia coriiceps (black rockcod) is the source of this 3146-nucleotide messenger RNA. Its product is annotated as CHRNA7-FAM7A fusion protein-like. The record is from RefSeq and is a predicted model, not a curated record. The transcript has 9 exons. Gene Ontology annotation, molecular function: monoatomic ion channel activity; transmembrane signaling receptor activity. The coding region runs from base 337 to 1683 and encodes 448 amino acids. Gene Ontology annotation, biological process: monoatomic ion transmembrane transport. NCBI's taxonomy places the organism in Eukaryota, Metazoa, Chordata, Actinopteri, Perciformes, Nototheniidae. Gene Ontology annotation, cellular component: membrane.